Dalotia coriaria is the source of this 680-nucleotide messenger RNA. RefSeq names its product mitochondrial ribosomal protein L53 (gene mRpL53). Lineage: Eukaryota; Metazoa; Arthropoda; Insecta; Coleoptera; Staphylinidae. The record is from RefSeq and is a predicted model, not a curated record. The transcript is spliced from 3 exons. The coding region runs from base 63 to 479 and encodes 138 amino acids. Gene Ontology annotation, cellular component: mitochondrial large ribosomal subunit.
UGGCUUGUUUUAGAACCUAGAAUUUCAUCAUCAGCUGUUUAGUUGUGUUGCAGUGCAGCAAAAUGUCGAUUUAUUAUAGUGGAACGUACAAAAGAUCAGCAGGAAUUAUUUCUGCGAUUGCCAAACAAAUGAAGUCGAUUAACUUGAAGCCUGUGAAGAAGAUUCAGGUUUCUUUUGAUCCGUUUCAUGCAAAUGCCGUGACUGCAAGAGACUUUCUCUACUUUAUCAACGCGCCUCGUAUCAUCAACACCAAUCUGAACUGCGUGAUCAAGCCGAAUGUGGUCUGCGACCGUUCCGAGCCAGAGAUUAAGAUACAUUUAACCGACUCAAGCCUGGUGACAUUCAAAGCAAAUAAUUUAAACGUGCUGGAGAUAUUCCAGGCUUUCAACAAGCAUAUUAGUAGCCAAGUGAAGCAGGAAGAAGUAAGCACGUCUUCACAGACUGCGAAAUUGGAGAAGAAGAAGUUGAAGAAGCGAUAAAAGUCAUGGGGAUGAAAACGACGAAUAACAAGAACUACCAGUUGAAGCUGAUUGAAACAAUCUACAAUCAGAUACCAGCAUUCACUGAUGUUUUCACAGAGGAGACAUUUUACAUGACUGUUAUUUGUUUUGUAUUGACCACCAUUGUUUUGGUGUUCUUUAUAUCUAGAUUUGUUACCAUUAAAGCCGUAGAUUAAUUCA